CUGAAGUUGUGUUUGCUCUAGGGCUGCUUAGAUAAAGGAGCUGCCUUUCUCACAGUGACUGCCAGUCAGAGCUCAUCCAGCCUACACAAUGGAUUCUGUCCACUGCAAACUCAAGGCAGCCCUCUGUCACAUGUACCCCUGCCCCAGGGGGGCCACCAGCAGCAUAAACACUCAGCAUCCUGGACAGCCAGACAGGUAAGCAAGGGUCAAAGCACGGUGACAGAAGCAGCUGUCUCUGCUAACUGCAAGCUCUUUGGAAAAGUUAUUGAUUCCCAGCUCCAUAUCCACUGAGUAAGUCGUGGAUCCAUCGUAGUGCUUGUUGAAAUGUUGAGUGUAAGCUCUUUGGUCAAGGUAUUUUAUCCAUUUCUACACGCUCAGUAAAUAUCUGUUGUUGAUGAGGGUGUGAUUUAGCAUUUUAGCGUCACUGAAAGUGCACUAGCGUCAUUUCAUUGUAAAUCUGCUAAUUUAGAGACUUUUUACCAUCAUAGUUUUUGCACAGCAAUGUUUUAUUCUCCCAAGCAUAUAAUAAACAUCUGUAAUGAAAGCAGCAUAAAUUGUGUACAGUGUGUGUGUGUGUGUGUGUGUGUGUGUGUGUGUGUGUGUGUGUAUAUAUAUAUAUAUAUAUUUCUAUAAUUUUGAAUAAAAGUUAAAAAAAAUAUGCAUGUGUAUAUAUAUAUAUAUAUAUAUAUAUAUAUAUAUAUAUAUAUAUAUAUAUAUAUAUAUAUAUAUAUAUAUUAUUUUAAUUUUUUUAACUUUUAUUCAAAAUUCUAGACUGUUUAGAAACAUGUAUCUUGUUCCCCUCGGGGUAAAGUGGAGCACAGUUCAGAGAGGUGUAUGUAAUGUGAGGCUGUGGCACCCGUUGCUUUGAAGUGUAAUAAAAUAUGUUUGAAAGUAGCAGGUGUUGUGCAAAUAAUAAUUAAUAUUACACCUCUCAGAUAUGGCCAAUAAUGGGCUUUAUGCACUGAUACUGACUUACUGCAUUUAUUAAGGGAGCAGUAGGGUGUUUGAAUAAAUAGAUCUGUUUGAAAGCUUUGUGGAAAUGUCUUUUUGAAAAAUGCAAUAGUUUAAAUAUUUCCUUUACAAAAAAAUAAAUCUCUGUCCUUGGAGCACAUAAAGAAACUCUUUGCUAAGGAGGGUUAGAAAAAGAUUUAUUUGCUUUGCUGCUGCUAAGGAACACUUCAUAGAAUGGCCUGCUUUUCUAUUUGACACCAACCUGGUUAAUGUUUUACAAAUUCACUAGAAUCAUUAAAAAAAACUGUUUUCCCAAUUUUUUUUUUAUAUUUUUUUUUAGAUGUAUAAAUUAUUUCUUAUUAUACAUUAACUAAGUCUCUGGUCCCACUUUUUUAUAUAUCAUUUUAUAUAAAUUUCAGCUAUAUAAAAGUAGAGUGAGUGCACACAUAAUUUUAGAAUUUUUCAUGUAAAUUAUUUGAAUUGACAGAUGAUUCUUGAAUUAGUGUAAUACAAUAAAAUAAAUGUAUGGUGUGUUCUCCGGGAUUUUAAAUGUGUUGAGUAGUUUUAACACAGAAGAAAUGGCAUUUCAAAUGUUCUUUAUCUGAUCAGAAAAAAAAAUGGAUUUAAUCCAUGCUACUAAAAGGCAUUCUUAAUACAUAAAGGAAAAAAAAUGUACAGAAACUGAUAUACUUUUAUAUGAAGCAAUCGUGUGCAUGUAAAUAUUAUAAGGCACUCACGUCUUAAUAAGCAGUCCAUCAGAGAGAGAUAUAUGUGUGUGUGUGCAUUAUAACAGCGGGUUUCUACAAUAGUGAAUUCAUAGAAAUAUAUCCAGAUACUAAACACAGAUUUAUUUAAAAAUUUUUUUUUUCAUGUUUUUUCUCAGAUGGGAAAAAAUAUGGGGAUUUAAAGCGAAUAAAUUGUCAAAGCAUGCUUAGGCAACCAUAAAAUCCAGGAAUAUCUUGAUACCUUUUAAUGUAGAAAAGAUUUUGUUUCAAUGUAAGUAAUAUAGUUUAGUAGAUUAAGUUAUGUUGGGACUUGCCAGUAUUGGGAUACAUUGACAUAGGGGCUGGCUAACACUGAAAUGGCCAUUUAAUCUUACUUAAUUCCCAUUUUGUUUCAUCUGAGGUGGUUUCAUACAGGCCUUAAAACCGUUAGAACUUGUGCUGUAUAGAGGUUAAAAAUCUGAUAUUAUAACCGAUAUACAAUCACACAACACGUGGAUACACAAGGCAUGCAGAGUUCAUGUGUAAGUGUUUCACGCAGUUACAAAAAGAACAGGUCUUCUGAUCAUUGUAACAUUGUUGUCAGGGUCGGACUUACUCUCCUAGCUGCCCCAAGGCCAGUUUCCUCAAUGAACCCUCCCCCUCCCCCGAUAUAUGUGUGUGGGUUAAUGCUACUAGUUUGGGGCAUGAUUGAAUGGUGGGUCUGUGGGUGGGUGCUGUGUGAUGUGUUGCAUCUGUGAUGGUAAGCCACUUGUGGUGUUUGUUUCUGGUGAUGCUUCUUCUGGAGUUGUGUGGGGGAGGGCUGCUUGUGAGGUUGUGGUGGGAAUGAUGCUGGUUGUGUGUGUGUGUGUGUUGAACUCAGAGUGUGUUUUGGGGGAUAGGGACAAUAGGGAGUAUAUGGAGGGAUAGGGGGCAGUAAGGUGCAUAUGGGGCAUAUAGUGUGUUUGGGAAGAGAUUUGGAUCUGCAGAGUGUAUGUGGGGAAAUUGGGGCUGUAGUAUAUGUUUAAGCGGGAAUAAGGGCUGUGUGUGUAUGUUGAGUGGGAGAAAGGUGCUGAACUGUGGGGUAUAGGGGCUGUGGUGGGUGUGAUAGGGGCUAUAGUAGGGGGGAUAUGGGUAAUGGUAGGUGGAUAUGGACUAUAGUAGGGGUUGUAGUUGGGGGAUAGAGACUGGGGUGGGGAUGAUGGGGGGGAUAGUGACUGUAGUAGGGGAAUAGAAGCUACAGUGGGUGGGGAAUAGUCCCUAAAGUGGCAGGAUAGUGGCAGUAGUGGGGGGAUAGAAGUAGCAGAGGAGGGAUAGAUGCUUUUGUGUGGCUAUAGUGGUGGGACAGGGUCAAUAGUGAGGAGUAGUGGCUGUAAUGGAGUAAAGGGGUGAUAGUGGGCGGAUACAGGCUGAGGGACUGUAUGGGGGGGGAUCUAAAAUUUUUUUUAAUUAAAAACAAAAUCUAAAUUAAAGUUUCUUCCCCUCAAGAAAUAUAUCAGGGCAUUGCCACGGUAACCCCAAACACUCUUGGAAGGCCUCAUCUGGCAAUGAGAGUGAUAGAAAGACGUGAAGAGCAUGUUCUAUGCUAAAAGACUUUGGAGUUAUGGGUACUCUUAUCCUAUGUACUCCUAACCUUGAAGAACUAUUCCAGAUGGUGAUUUUAGGAAUGGAAUCCUGUGUAAAUGUCUUUGUUUUGGUGUUGCAGUAACAAUGCACUGUAUGGAACUGGGGUAAAGGGUGGACUUCUCACUGAUUCAAAACUUUAUUUUCUUUUCCAGCAGCCCCGACCUAUGGAGACCGUGGGUAUUCUCUGCUGGAGACAGACAGAGAAGGCUGGUAAGUUAUGAUCCCUUAAACCUAGACUGGAACAAGGCAAAAUAUUUCACGUAUUCCCCCUCUUUCCUAAAUUGGCAUUUAUUGCCAGAACUAAGGCAUUCCUGAAAAUGGAUUUCGUAAGGAUAGAGAUCAUGUUAGAGUUACUGCAGCCAGUUCUGAAAUGCAUUUUGUCCAUAAUAAGCCAUGAUGCAUGUUCUGUACAGAUAGUCCUGAAACGUUUAUAUAUGUAUAAUCAAUUCUGCUUUUUUUUUUUUUACUUUUUUUUUUUUUAUCAGUAACUUAGUAUUUAAUCAGCAUCCGAUAUUAUCAACCAAUACUCUAUGUAGCAAAUGAAUGGAAGAUAAUACAUUUUUCUUAAUUUGGAUUUUUUCUUACAGUUAAAGAAAUCAGAGUCUCAUGAUGGACAUAUUGGCUCAAAAGGUGCCCAUGGCUUUCAGCAUCCUGUACGGUAAGUUUCUUUCCCUUAGUUGAAUGAAUACUUUUAAGCUCUUUACAUGCUACUCAAUAGCAGAAAUCUGUGCUUUUAUUGUUGCAUUAAAAGCUGUGCUAUCUGAUUUAUGGACUAAUAGAAUGUCCUUAUAAAAAGGAUAUAUCAAACUCUAUAAGUGCACCUGCUUAUCCUGAUAUAUAUACAGGCUCUCUCAUAAUAUUUUAUUAGUACGCCCUUGCUCUAGGCACCCAUUAUGUGCAACCACGAGUAGCCUUGUCUUCUUUUAUUAACUAAUUGUAAAAUGCCCUGUUUCCCCCCUUCACUGGAGGGAUGGUUUAUCUCUUUAAAAUAUUGACUAUUUACUAAACCAAUGUAUAGGUGAGAGUGUAUUCCCUAUAAAAAUAUACCUUUUCAUGUUUAGAUGAUAGCACAUUUUAAAUGAUGGGUGUUCUUUCUUGAUGUUCUUUUUAAAAUGUAUACGGAGUAGAAUAUUGAAUUACUAUCUAUAGUGACAUCCUCUUCUUUUAACUUUAAGGCUGUACAUGCCCAAGUCCAAAACUAACGAAUAUAUAGAAAACAUGGGGAAGAAGGUGUUAGCCAAUUUUCCAGUUCAGGCCACCAUUCAUUUCUACAACGACAACUCGGACUCUGAAGAAGAAGAAGAUGAGGAGGAGUAUGGAAUGGACUUUAAUACCCAUCAUCAGGAUUUCGAUCGUGAUCCAAAGAAAGUAUCUGGAGACAUGGAGCAAGAGAACUCAUUGUGUUUAUCAAGUCCAUCUUUUCCCCAUGAGAAGCCACAUUGGAACUGAGUAGACCUGAGCCAAAAUACACCAAGAAGGACACUUAUCAAAGGAUGGUCAUUUUGAUAGAAACAUUUAGCAGUUUUAUUGAACUUCAGUUUGGCAAGUUCUAAUUCACAAAGAAGAAAAAAAUCUCCACCAAAACCGUUACAGGGUUAAAUAACCUUAUGGUCAUUGUUUCAAUGCAAGAUCGCGAAAAGUGGCACAUUGAACUUUUUGGAUGAUCCAAACAUGAAGGCUUCCUGCAAUGUCCUCUUAAAGAGAGGUGGAGGGGAAUAGCAAUCAAAUGAUCCCCACCCAGUUCAGAAAUGGCACUAAAGGCUAUCUGAAGUAAUAGAUUUCCUAUAUUGAUCGUAAAGCACUGAAACUUUUUUUUUUAAAUAUAUAUAUAUAUAUAUAUAUAU
Molecule: messenger RNA, 5122 nt
Organism: Pelobates cultripes (western spadefoot toad)
Lineage: Eukaryota; Metazoa; Chordata; Amphibia; Anura; Pelobatidae
Source: the annotation of a GenBank genome assembly